AUGAGUGUUGUCGACACGGGCCUGCCGUGGCUCCGUUUCCUUCCUCCCCUUCAGCUCACAUCUUCGAUCACGAUGCGUGAAAAGGACUCAUUCCCAAGGAAAAUGCUGGUAGCUUCUGGAGGUCACAGUUCCCCCAAACAGGCAGCCGUAUAUCCCCUCUCUGUGAGAGUACCACCUGGAGAUGAAAUGCCGUUCGAUCUCUCUAGGAAUACUAGAUCCCCUGGUCCCCACAUGUCUCCAGCAGGUAGACCUCCCCAAGGUCCCCAAGAUGGAGAAGAACAACCAUUAGAUCUCAGAGUUGAACAUAAGAAGUCAACCUUGUUGAUUGUGCGAAGGCAAGUAGAAGACGAGAAUAGAAACUUGAUAUCCCCUAGCCCUAGUGUGAGUAGUGAUAAAGACGAAGUGAUAGUUGAAAACAAAAACAAUUCAGUUAGGAACCAAAUCGAAUGUAGCAAUAAUACUGCUGAUAGUUUAUCGAAAUCAUUAAGCCAACAACUGCCAACCUACCCAGGCAUGCUUUUUCCUCCUCAACCCAUACAUCCCAUGAUGUUAGAAGUGAUGUAUCGUGCUCAAAAAGGUGAAAAUCUCCCUAGGAUACCAAUGGCUUAUCCUGGGUCACCACCUGGAUAUCCACAGAGGUAUCCCUUCGUGAACUCAUCAAUGUUGAGUCCUCCUGUUAACCAAGUACCUUUUGAUAUAUUGAGGAAUACUCCUGCAUCACAGACACCGAAAGUAUUCGAUCCUGCUGUGGGUAAAGUGAAAGACAGAUACGCAUGUAAAUUUUGCGGUAAAGUUUUUCCUAGAUCUGCCAACCUAACUAGACAUCUCAGGACACACACAGGAGAACAACCCUAUAAAUGCCGUUAUUGUGAGAGAUCGUUCAGUAUAUCUAGUAACCUCCAAAGGCAUGUUCGAAAUAUCCAUAAUAAAGAAAAACCAUUCAAGUGCCCGCUUUGUGAGAGAUGUUUUGGACAACAAACAAAUUUAGAUAGGCACUUGAAAAAACAUGAAGCUGAUGGUCCUACUAUAUUAGAUGAAAGAAAUUUACAGAGGAGAAAUAUGACUGCUAGGAGUAUCAGUGAAGAGUCCUACUUCGAGGAGAUCAGAUCAUUCAUGGGAAAAGUAACUGACGGAAGGCUGUUACAGCAUCUUCAGCAGCCGAAGCAGAUGUCAAACUUUUCUAUGCCAUUGCCAAAACUCUUCGAUUCUAGCAAGAUGAGUUUAGAAAAGCCUAUAUCUCCUGAAAGUAGCAAGAUUGACUCACCUUAUUUUUCUGAUAGGGAUAAUGUUUCCUCAAGAUCAUCAACUAGUUCGGAUCUAUCCAAUAGAGAUGAAGAUGAUGUGAAAAUGAAAUCCACGGAAGAAACUAUGGAGCAAGACAAUGAAGACAUAAGUGAUAAUAAUAACAACAAUACUUGA
This is a messenger RNA of Phaedon cochleariae (mustard beetle), 1419 nucleotides long. Lineage: Eukaryota; Metazoa; Arthropoda; Insecta; Coleoptera; Chrysomelidae. The record is from the annotation of a GenBank genome assembly.